Molecule: messenger RNA, 531 nt
Organism: Echinostoma caproni
Lineage: Eukaryota; Metazoa; Platyhelminthes; Trematoda; Plagiorchiida; Echinostomatidae
Source: the annotation of a GenBank genome assembly
AUGUCUCAAAACCCACCGUUUAUACAGUGGAUCACGGACUAUUUUUCUAAGUUGUCAGAUAACUUAGAUGUGGAAGUGUUAUCUGAAUAUGUUUCCGGAGUAUUAGAAGCGUUCACUUCCCCGGACGUCGAUUUGCGCUCGGAGGUCGAAACUCUAUUAUCCGCCUAUCUGUUAAACGAGGAGGACAGUGCCCUCUUCAAUUGUGUUGACAACUCCGCAUGGUCAGGUUUCGUUUAUCCCCUACAGGAUUUGCUAUCUUUUCAAUUUGCUAGUCUGUUUAAUUGGUCCCUGAUGGGCGAGAAAAUCCCGGAUAUCUGGAAUCUUAGAACGCCAUGCGUUCGUCACGGAAUGAUGUCACAAGCUGAUCUGGAUGAAUUAAUGGUUCGGUCCACCAGUUUUGAACUGAUGGAUAAUCAACUGGAGUUCGCACAUGUGCAUUUACGGGACGUGCAAUCUGCUGCAGCCUACCAUCGUGGGUCCAUGCUGUUGACUACUGGUAAUUAUGAUCUUGGCCUGAUGGCAUCUUUCUAG